AUGCAUAUUGACGAGAGGUCGUCCGUUUGGGUUGAAAUUCUACCAAAAAGGACCGAUGAUGAAGCGCCGAAACUGCGAAGUACUAUCUACAGUAUACCGGUACGGAUAAAUCCAGUGAAUGAUGCGCCCAAUUUGAAACCUGGAAUUGAUCCAGAGGCGCUUCUCAUUUCCGGUGAAUCAAAGCUUACCCUCGAUAGCCGAGCGAUAAACUUAUGGGAUGCAGACAGCGAUCCAGAUACGGUGUUUGUCAGUGUU
Molecule: messenger RNA, 255 nt
Organism: Gongylonema pulchrum
Lineage: Eukaryota; Metazoa; Nematoda; Chromadorea; Rhabditida; Gongylonematidae
Source: the annotation of a GenBank genome assembly